Chaetomium fimeti is the source of this 5430-nucleotide messenger RNA. RefSeq names its product PXA domain-containing protein. The record is from RefSeq and is a predicted model, not a curated record. NCBI's taxonomy places the organism in Eukaryota, Fungi, Ascomycota, Sordariomycetes, Sordariales, Chaetomiaceae. Gene Ontology annotation, cellular component: intracellular membrane-bounded organelle. Gene Ontology annotation, molecular function: phosphatidylinositol binding. The transcript is spliced from 3 exons. Bases 1 to 5430 code for a protein of 1809 amino acids.
AUGCCUACCACUCUGGGCACAUCCGACCUUCUGGCAUACAAUGCCAAACAUUGUGUGCUGAUUUGCCGAGAGUGCAAGUACGCCGUCCAGAAAAGUGCACUUGGAAGCCAUCUGCUCCGGCACAAGGUCUAUCGCCAAGAGAGACAACAUCUGCUGUCUGCCAUCGCCAAACUCGACAUCUUGGAACCAGAUGACGUACAGCUUCCCUCCGCGGGCUCUCUGCCAGUGGAAGGCCUGCCAGUCAUCUCGGGGUUUCGGUGCACAGCCCCCGGGUGCGAGAACCUGUGUGCCAGCUCCAAGCGUAUGAGCCGUCAUUGGAGCGAGAUGCAUGGUGGGAGCGAUCCGACAGGGCCGUGUUCGCGUCCAGUACUUCUCCAGACAUUCUUCCGCGGAACUAAGCUCAGGUAUUUUGAGGUCCGGUCCGACUCGUCCGAGUCAUCUGGCGAGAGGGCUGGGACACCAACGCCAGUGACUGAAGAUGCUGUCGAGUUUGUUGCCUCCCCACCAGCACGUAAUUCGCACGCAUGCAUACCCCGUCUCCCCGCCCUACACCCAAGAAGCCUGGACCUGGAGACACUGCGGUACUUCCAUCACUUCACCACCAUAACCAGCCCGACGCUUCCAAACCCCGAAAAGUCCACCUCGACCUACUGGCAAGUGGACGUGGUCGCACAAGCCCUGCAAGUACGCUGGCUCAUGUACGGGCUACUAGCCGUCUCGGCGAGCCAUGCCGGCACGCUCUCAAAUGAGGAAGCUGCAAAGCAAACGCACUGGGAGCGGUCGAGGCAGUUCUCUGGAGAGUUUUUUGCCGGCUGGGAAGAGGCCCUACCCGACUCGGAGUCUUGCUCCGACCCCAUCGAGGGAGCCAAGGCGGGUUCACAGAUCACUUGCAUCCUAAGAUGCUGCCACUGGUUCUCUGAGGCAUCAACGACGCUUUCCGAGUCGGCGAGAGUACCUUUCCAGCUGCGACUCUUCCUCCGCACCAUUCGAGGCUGUUCCGAUCCGGAGUUUGCCUACUGCUUAGAAGAAGUCGACGGCGAAGACAUGGCGGAGGAAGAAUAUGACCGGACGAAAGCCGAUGGAGGAGGGGGUUCGGAUGCCAGUGCUGCAGGGGCUGGGACUGCACCUCCCGCGCUUCUACAACUCUUUCGAUCGCUCCCUUCUCGGAUGGUAGAUCCAACGGGGAAACCAGAGAGUGUUUCUGAUUUCCUUGCCGCGCUAUCUGGGAUCAAUACGCUGGUUCAUUGCUGUUCCCUGAGCUAUUCCUCGGACGACAUGGGAACGGUCUGGAUGGGCAUGGAGUCGUGGUUAGGAUGGGUACCGGCUCACUUCCGCCAAAUGGUGUGGCGUCGCUCUCCCGCCGCUCUUGUCGUGUUGGCUCACUGGUCGAUAUUGCUCGAGCGAGCCGAGUGUUACUACUGGUUCUUGAACGGCUCGGUGGAUAAUAUUAUGGCCCUUCGAGGGAGAGACAUAGCACUUGCUGGCGCCGGGUGCUUUAUCGCCUGGGGCUAUGCGAUCAAUUGGUUCCCCGUGCUGCGCUGGGCGGGCCAUGCUUUCGUUGGCGGUGUGUUGCUGACCAUAGUCGCCCUGUUCGCCCUCGUGCUGCUCACCUCCCGCGGUCACCGACACCGCCAGUUUCGGAAAACAGCACGUCCCAGAGCCGCCGCCUUUCUCGCGCCGGACGCGUGGAGGACCGAAGUUGCCGCAUUGCGACACCGCCAGACCUAUGCCAAGACGUCCCUCUACCCCGAGUCCCCGAAGGUGUCGGCCGCCCUCGACGAGGUCCUCGAGUACAUCAUUCGCGAUUUCAUCCGGUCAUGGUACUCCGCCAUCAGCAAGAACCCGGUGUUUACCGAUGAGGUGGACAAGGCGAUACGAUGUGCGCUCCUCCGCUUUCGCGACCGGCUACAGGCCCAGGAUCUCGCCGAGGUGCUCACCACCCGCCUCGUCCCCAUCCUGACCGCGCACUUCCGCCACUUCUACGACGCCGAGCGGUCGAUUAGAGGGCGGAAGUUGAACAGGUCGGUCACCGAGACGGAGGAACUGGACCUGGCUAUUGCGUCGAAAUACAAGGAGGGGAAGCUACACCCGGCCGCGAGCCUGGCCUUCUCGGACACCAAGACGGCUCAGCAGGACUACUUGCGUCAGACAAUGUCAAGGAUUCUACCCAUCGUUCUGCCCGAGAAGCUGCUUGCUUCGCGCGCAGUCUCAACACUGAUCCGGGAGAUCACCUCGUGCGCAGUCAUGUUCCCAGUGAUGCAGAUGUUAUCCGACCCAGACACAUGGAACCAGCUGAUGGAGAACUACGGCCGGGCCAUGCUCCAGGACCGCUCUACCGUCCGGAGACUCCGCGCCGCACUGGACCAACACGCCUCCCCGGUCCCAAAGGCAGGCAAACCAGUAGCGUUUCCACGCCUGACCCCCGUGGACAGCGAGCGGAGGUUCGAGAAGUUCAUCAGGGCCAUUAGGAAGGUCAACAACCUCUCGGAUGCGAGGCGCUUCCGUAGCGAAGUCGCCAGUCAACUCAAAAGGGACUCGCAGCAGGAGAAUGUAGACCAGGUCUACUUGCGCCGGCUGGAGAUGGGCAAGAGAAUGCUAGAUCAAAGGGUCCAGCAGCUUGCUGCUGGGGGUAGCCGACGAGCGUUUCAGCAGACGGCAGAGGUUAUUGUACCGAGCGAGUCUCGGCUGGAGCAUGCGUCACUCGUCGACCUGCUGCGAGAUCCGUCCACUCUCUCCUAUUUCAUGGAAUACAUGGACCGGCAGCGGCUCAUGCCCAUGGUGCAAUUCUGGCUCGUCGUGGAUGGCUUUCGUAAUCCGCUUGAGGACGACGGCCCGGAAGGCGAGCAACUGCCUCUCCAGCUACCGCCGUGGACGGAAUCCGACAGACUUGAUCUCGCUCAGAUUGAUGCCGCUUACCUUAGCAGGCCCGAGUUGAAUGUCCCAUCUUCUUCGAAGCAUACCAUCCAGGAGUUCCUCAAAGCUGGCAAGCGAGCGACACCCGAGCAGUAUUACAGGGCGAGGAGAGAGAUCCUGCGGGCUCAAAGCGCCGUUUUGGAGGAAAUGCGCGCUCGGCAUCUCCAAAAUUUCAAGCAGUCCGACCUCUUCUUCAAGGCACUGGCCGCCGAGGAUGCCUCAAAACGCACGGCAUUGUCGAAUGCCAGAGCAAGGUCCCGGUCACCCCUCCCGCGUACCGCAUCCCAUACCGCCUCCAAGCCGACGCCUGUGGCACGCCUCGCCCCCAGAUUGCACACCGCGCCUACCAACCGGCGAGGCGCAUCGAAUUCAGAUCUCAAAACCAUGACUGCUAAUGGCGCUCACGACUUCGAUCCACGACGAUCGAUAGGCGAAUCGCAUUCUCCGCCUCCGUUAUUUGAGGACGACGAAGGAGGUGAUGACACCCUCGCUGAUUCCGUGGCAAGCCUCGAACAGGAGGCGAACAGCACGCCCCCACUGCCCGACACUAAAGUUGUCCAGGCAAUGGAACAAGCGCUCAAUAAUAUCCUUGAGGAGAGCCAGGCGCCAACGGCGGAGGACCUCAGAGCAUCGUUAUUUGACGAUGACGCUGGAAGUAGUCUCUUUGCGCCAACGGAGGGUACGCCAAAGCAAAGAGCGUCACCAGCACCCACGCCCCCAUCUAGGUCGAACAGGGGCUCGGUGGACCUGACAAGAACUAGUGCGAAUUCGCUCGAUGCUCUUGCGCCCCCUCAACAACCGAGGGCGAGUCGAGGGUCGUUGGACGCCCGCCGCUCCGGGGAACUCCCUCGGUCGAGUAGAGGUUCGCUAGAUGUCGACCGGCCAGCGAAGGGGCAAGAUAAGCCCAGUCUGGCAUCCCUGGGACUUGUGAGCGCGGCAUCACGCAUCGGUGUGUUUGUCGACGAUGACCUCUUCGGCGAUGAGGGGAAAUACCUCUCUGACGAGCCUUCCGAUCUAGACGACGACAUAAAUGCUGACGACGCUGAUGCUGUGCACGAGGCUGCGCCCGGCGAUCUUGGUCUUGCGGAGGCGAUCACGGCUCUGACAAACGACAUUGACAAGCUGAACGCUCAAGAAGCAGUGGUGAAUUCGCUAUUGAGGAAGGCCGAGUUGACCAACAACACCGCCGAGCUGAGGAUCCUGCGCAAGUCGAAGGCGAGCCUGCAGAGAGAGAUACGGCGCAAGGAGUUACAGAGACAGCAGUACGUCAUCCAGGAGAGCGACAACAGCCUCUACGGACGCUCCACCAUCAAAAUCAAGUCCAUCCGGCUCGACCGGGAGGAGGAUGGCAAGGAGGUAGCCUUUUAUGCCAUCGAGGUCUCGCGCAACGCUGGUGAGCGAAUGCCCGCCGCCAUCUGGGUAGUCCACCGCCGCUAUAGCGAGUUCCUCGAGCUGCACCAGAAACUCCGAUCGCGCUACCCUUCCGUCCGCAACCUCGACUUCCCCCGCCGGCGCGUCGUCAUGAAGCUCCAAAGCGAUUUCCUCCAGAAGCGCCGCGUCGGUCUCGAAAAAUACCUCAGCGAACUCCUCCUCCUCCCCGACGUCUGCCGCAGCCGCGACCUGCGCGCCUUCCUCUCCCAAAGCGUCAUCACGGCGACCCAAACCGCCGGCCCCGACCACGACUACGCAAACAACAAAAAGGACAUGAUGACCCGCCUCUACGACUCGGUCGCCGACGGCAUGGAGGACAUCCUCGGCAGCAUCCCCGUGCUCGACCAGCUCUCCCUCGCCGGCCAGAACCUCAUCGCCGCCGCCACCAGCCAGCUCGGCGCCGUGCCCCUCGCCGCCCUCGCCGACGGCAGCGACCCCACCACCGCGGCAGGCGGCGUCAUCAUGAACGCGGCCGAGGCCGAGGCCGAGCUCAACGCCUUUGAGAACACCACCACCACCAAACGAGCGGAAGAACCUGGGGAAGCCGAAGAGGAGAUCGAGCCCUUCGUCAAGCCCAUCUGCGACAUCUUCCUCGAGGUCUUCGAGCUCAACCGCGGCAACAACUGGCUGCGCGGCCGCGCCGUCGUCGUCGUCCUGCACCAGCUCCUCGGUGGCACCAUCGAGCGCAAGCUGCGCGAGAACGUGCGCGCGCUGGUCCAGGAGGACGCCCUGCUGCGCUAUGUGGGCUUGUUGAGGCAGGCUUUGUGGCCGGCCGCUGCUACUGCUGGUGGGGGUGGUGCCGGCGGCGGUGGUGGCAAUGGGGGUGGUGGUAAUGGGGGUGGUGGUAAUGGUAAUGUCAGGGUGCCUAGGACCAAGGCUGAGAAGGCCCGCACCCGCACCGAGGCUGGCUUGAUGCUGGCGACGCUGGUGCCGGAUCUGGUGGGGAGUGUGGUCGGCAGGGUGAAUGCGCAGGGCGCGAGCCGAAGGGUGUUUGCGGCGUUUAAUAAUGCGAGGCUGAAUGCGCAUCUGGCGUUUACGCUGUUGGAUGAGGUGGUUGAUGUCUUGUUUGGGGAUGAGGUGGCUUAG